CCUCCUCUCCUCCCCCCCAUUAUUGUGUGUUUUUUUUUUCUUUCUACUAUUUAAUAAAGAUGUCAAAAGCUGCCAAAGCAACAUUAACUGCAUCUAUUUUAUUCUGUUGUGCAUCUGUGUUUAGUGUUCAUUAUUUUCAAACUGAAGAAAAAGAAAAUCUUAGAGCAGGUGUAUUACGGGAUGAAGAGAGAAGACAAAAGAAAGAGCAACAACAAUUAAAUAUCAAAGAACUUAAGGAACAACAUGAAUUACAUGAAGCUCUAUUAAAAACUCAACAAGUGAGUAAACCUCCAUCCAAUGAAUCAGUAGCUGAUGAAAAAAAAUAAAUAAAAUUGUAAUAAUAAUAAUAAAACAGAUUCCAUUUUAAUUAUUA
Cokeromyces recurvatus is the source of this 373-nucleotide messenger RNA. RefSeq lists its product as uncharacterized. Bases 60 to 326 code for a protein of 88 amino acids. Gene Ontology annotation, biological process: mitochondrial respiratory chain complex IV assembly. The record is from RefSeq and is a predicted model, not a curated record. NCBI's taxonomy places the organism in Eukaryota, Fungi, Mucoromycota, Mucoromycetes, Mucorales, Mucoraceae. Gene Ontology annotation, cellular component: mitochondrion. The transcript has 2 exons.